CAGAAAGUGGGCAGGGUCAAAUGACGUCGUUACCACUACACACACACACACAGGAGGAGGAGGAUGGGAAACACGGGUAUAGAGGGAAACAGGAACAGAAAGUGAAGACUUGUCAAGAUGUCUUGGUGAGUGAGAACAGAACAGAGCAGAGGGCAGAUGCCAAAACACCAUUAUCAGACGCCUGAGCAGCUGACUGGAUUAGACUAACGGGAGAUCUGACCUACUAACGCCUAAGGGGCGGGACACUUGGAAGGAUCAGUCCUGAAUUCUUAAUGACUUCUCUGCAAUAUUAAUGAAAGGAAAGCUUAAGAAAAGAAACACGCCGAGGGAUCAGCGCGGCGAAAAAGACGAGAGGACGGACGUGGACUCCGGAAAAUAUUUGAAAAUCCUCGUCUCGACAGAGAAAAGCAAACAAUAGAAGUGCCGGUCGAGUGAGAAAACGGGACUCUUUCAAAGUGACAUUCAAGAAGUUUCAGACGGAGCAGCAUCUCCAGGAAACUUCCUUCCUAUCCAUGAAGCAUGUAAAAGCUCAGCGUCAAGUCAUCAGAAAUAUUAGAAAAUAUUCUGCUUAAUUCAUUAAAACUGAAAUUCAAAGAAACUUCACUUCCACUUCUAUUGAAACUUCCCAACAGAACCAUGGAAUGGAAGAUUGACAGCAUCCAGGAUUUUUUCAACCAACUUUGGAGCUUUGUGACAGACAAACACAACCAGGGGGUUUACAACACAAUCUGCCUGGCGGUCGUCCUGACGCUCCCCCUGCUCGUCCUCCUCACCGCAGUGCUGGUGUGCUGCCACUGCUGCUGCUGUCGCCAUGCCAACAGCUGCUGCCGCUGCUGUGGAGACACCGCAACAACCUCAAGGUUGGAAACAAAGAAGAAAAAAAACUCCAGCAACAAUGAAGACUUGUGGAUUUCUGUAAAGACGGUACCCAUGACGCCUGACAGAGUGGCACUGACUAUGGUGUGAGAGCCUCAACUUUCAGAUGUGGCGAAUAAUCCCAGGCCAGUUCAUGCAGGGAGAAUGUUAAGACAUUUUUAUCAUAAGAAAACCUUUACAGAUGUGACAAAAUGUAUUAAAAGUGUGUAUAAUUCAGGAAAUUCCUAUAUUCUUGUGAGUUUUGUUUUUUCGACGAUGUUUACAAUAUAUAUUUUUUUUAUUCUGAAAGUUGUCUGUAGACAGAAGCACCCACCUGCGAGUGUGAGUAAGUGUGUGUUCGUCAGUGUGUGGGUGAGUGAGCGUUAGAGGUGCAGAGCACUUUGUUCCUAGAGCUCCCAUGUGAAAUUCAUUGUGUCUGAGAGGGAGCCAAUUUGAGCUCUGCCCGGUGUUCAAAUAGUUGUAUUUCUGCCUACUUUUCAGAUUCAGGCUGCAAUGGAUCCACAGAUUGUCUCUCCUCGUCUUGAAUAAAAGGCACUGACAUCUAAAAGCCGCAUUACUGCCUACAGAAUAGUAAAAGAAACAACCUUUAGCGGUCUUUGUGUAGAUAUUUUCAUCAUUCAUCACUGCACACCAGAGGGUUCACUUGUUUUUUCGAGAACUUCAAAGACCCACUCCAAUGAAAAUUGUGUUUUUAAUGUGGCAUUUUUCUCAUAUAUGAAGAAAAUUUGAUCAUUUUUUAAUUCAAAUUGUUGUGAAUCAGUUGGAAAACGGCUGCAGGUGUGAGGUAGAGGCUACUACAGUAAAGUUGAGUACUUUUGAAGUAAGCUUGCAGGAGAGUGGAAAAACAGAUGCAUGAUGGGGAAGGGGGCGGGCUUACUCCACUCCAACAGUCCCGCCCACAACCUUGAAGUGAAUUUCUUUCUGCAGAAACUCCUCGAAAAUAAUGCAAGUUUUUCGAUUUUAGUAAAAAAAAAAAAAAACGAUAUUAUAAUACUUAAAAACCACCAGGAACACUUGAAAAUACAUCAAAAUAUAAUCGGAGUGAGACUUUAAAAACUUUUCUCAACAUUGGGAGGAAGGAAUGUGUUACAGUUUAUUAAAUAUUGUCCAUUUGUGUAUAUUUUUUUCAUUUUAUUUAAAGUUGUAUUAUAUUCUCUACUUCAAAUUAACAAUUUAAAGCCUAAACUGUCUUUCGAUUCUUUAUUUUAUAACCUUAAGAAAUUAAAAAAUAGAGAAACAAAAAUGUGUACACUUCCUGUGCAGCAGAUGUAUUUAUUUUUGGAAGGUUACAUCUGAAUUAAAUGUCUUUUUUCCUGUCUGGAGUUUCCUAACCCCCAUUAAAAUGAGUUUGAGGAUGCAUGACUGACUUCACACUUGAGUGUUCAUGCUAAAUAUUUUUAGCUAGAGUUAGGAAGUCAUUGCAAUAUAUAUAUUUAUAUAUAUAUUUUACUUUUAGUCCGUUUUUUUUUUUAUAAUGCAAAAGUUAAAAUUGUUACAGCACAUGUGUUUACAAUAUUUAUUAAAGGUUUUCAAAAUAUGAGUCUUAAGGCACGUGGUGUUCUCUUAAUUUUUUUGUUUUGUCAAGUUAAAGGAAGAGUAAUUUUAAAGUUUUGAACAGAAAAAAAAAAAAAAAAA
Molecule: messenger RNA, 2511 nt
Organism: Oryzias melastigma (Indian medaka)
Lineage: Eukaryota; Metazoa; Chordata; Actinopteri; Beloniformes; Adrianichthyidae
Exons: 3
Coding region: 637-966 (109 amino acids)
Source: RefSeq, a predicted model, not a curated record